AUGUCGUUCAAUAAAUUGAUGGAGAGAAAUAAGGUGAGAGUAUGCGUGAUAUCAGACACACACCUGCGUCAUAAGAAGGUUAUAAUACCCGAGUGCGAUCUUCUAAUAUGUUGUGGAGACUUCUCGUCUGGAGGGAAAAAGGAAACGGUGGAGUCGUUUGCGAAGUGGCUUGAAGAAACGCCGUCUAAAGAGCGUGUUGUGGUCUUUGGCAAUCACGAGAACAAAUAUGUGGCACAAUUUCCAGAGGCGAGAAGUUGGUUUACGGAUCAUUGUACUCACGCGCACUUAUUAUUGAACGAGAGGGUGACUCUUUUUGGUAUUGAAAUCUUUGGUGGGUGUUAUGCGAUAGAUAGGACAUUAAGUGAAAAGCAACUUGUAGAAAUGAUACAAGGAGUCGACUUAGUUGUUACACACGAGCCACCUUACUCAGUUGUCGCGACAGACGUUGAACACUUGGGAUCAAAAAUACUCAAGAAAGGAAUAGCAGAAACGAAGUGUGUUAAGUGUCAUGUCUUUGGACAUUCACAUGGGGAUUAUGGGUAUCAAAAGAUUAAUAACAUCCUCUACGUGAAUGCCGCACUUUGUAUCAAAAAGUCGACUUUGAAGUUUAAGCCAAUGUUACUCGAAUAUGUCGAAGGAGAAACUCAAGUCGUCAACACUUUCGAAGCACAAACAAUUAAUAGAACAAAUUUGGAAAUUGAGUGUUAA
Molecule: messenger RNA, 708 nt
Organism: Entamoeba invadens IP1
Lineage: Eukaryota; Evosea; Mastigamoebida; Endamoebidae
Exons: 1
Coding region: 1-708 (235 amino acids)
Molecular function (GO): hydrolase activity
Source: RefSeq, a predicted model, not a curated record